AUGUUCAAUCAUGCCGAGGAUAUUCCCUUCGCCGUGUGCGACCCGAGGACUAACAUCGAUCUCGCCGACGUUGUCUCGGUUGACCGCAUCACACACGAAGCAGCCAAGGAGGUCGCCUACUUUUCUUGGAAUCCUGCCCAUAGAUGGUACUGGAUGAGCAACCAGAGCCCUGACGAGAUUGUUAUCAUGACACAGUACGACACCCACCCGCCAGGUGGCUUUUUCAACAUUGUACCCCAUGCUGCAUUUCGAAAUGGAGCGGCUCGGCCCGGCUGCCCAACGCGGUACAGUGUCGAGGCGCGGUUCAUCGUACUGGAGCCCGCGCCGUAUCAGAAGGAUGGGCCUGGCCCUAACGGUCCGUUCCCAGAAGAAGGUCGACUUCAGCCGUGGAAGGAGUGGGUUACACCGCCUGGGCCGAAGUCUGUCCCCGCUCCCACCGCCGAUACAAGGCCAAUGUACUUCUAA
Colletotrichum fioriniae is the source of this 465-nucleotide messenger RNA. The record is from RefSeq and is a predicted model, not a curated record. NCBI's taxonomy places the organism in Eukaryota, Fungi, Ascomycota, Sordariomycetes, Glomerellales, Glomerellaceae.